Messenger RNA from Aaosphaeria arxii CBS 175.79, 1170 nucleotides. RefSeq lists its product as uncharacterized. The record is from RefSeq and is a predicted model, not a curated record. NCBI's taxonomy places the organism in Eukaryota, Fungi, Ascomycota, Dothideomycetes, Pleosporales. The transcript has 2 exons. Bases 57 to 1097 code for a protein of 346 amino acids.
CCCCAACUCCAUCACUUCCACCCCAGUGAUCGCCUUCACCCUCUGCACAUCUCAGAAUGUCGGUCGAAGUUCCAGCACACCAUAUUGCUAAGGAGAGCAAGAUGCAGAAGUCAAAACAGAGGUCCAAGAAGGAGACCGUCUCCGCCGGUGCAGUCUUCAAAGCCAUUGGCAAGACUCAAUCGAAGCACCCCAGAGCCCGCAAAACAAUCACGGGCAUUGCGACAAGAACUGUAGACAUACCGAAGCCACAGGAUGACAGAGCCAGAGUAGUCAAGCGGAAUCCAGGGAAAGUAACUCAAUUAUUCGAACAGGCAAAGGGCUCGGAGAAGCACCCGCUUGUUGUUGCCUUCAAAGAUGCGACAAAGACUUAUAAGACCACGCUUCGCGAGAAUGCAACUGUACAGAUCGAUGAAACCUUUGAUCGUCUCAUCCAGGCUUUGACAGCUACAGCGACUAAGAUCCCCGACUCUAAACCCAUCGCUGCGGCCUCAAAAACCGCGCCUGAGCCUUCACUCACAGACAGGAUCCAGCGGGAACGCGAAGAGCUGAGCCGUCCCCUCGGUGAUGUUACGUUCACCAAAGCACGCGUCAACCACGACGGGAAAACAGAGACAGGCCUCGUAAGGAUCGGGGCAGCGACAGGGAUCUUCGAAGAGCAUUCUGCCAAAGCAGAGGCUCGAUUGCAAGAGCUGCAGAAGCGAUGGGAGAGAAUCGUCGGUGAGAUAUGGAAAUGUGGCGUCCAGGUUCUCGGACGGGAUGAGAUGAAAAACAUGCUGUUACUCGACAUGGGCUCUGACGACCUAGGGCCAAAUGAUACUCAGGGAGAAGAACCACUAUUCGUCUCACAGGACUCUGCCAAAUCGAAAAGGCGCGUUACGACCAAGGAGCCCCUACCAGACUUCAUCAGUCGACCAUCCUCAUUCAGCGUUCCUCUGCGUGCUCUGGAAGGAGUGUCAAGUGAGGUCGUUAACGAUCUACGGAGCGAAGUGAGCGAACUUGGCGAGUCACACGCUGCGGACCUGGAGCAACAGAUUGAUGAUUAUCAGGACUGGUGGAGGCAUAAGCAUGCGCAGUUCCUCAGCAUACUGAAUGACUAGCUGAUCUCGAGAAAGACACGGUGUAUGCUGUUUAUGACAUAAGGCUGAUCAAUGUGCAUGGACAUAUACGAAG